Fusarium poae is the source of this 2025-nucleotide messenger RNA. RefSeq lists its product as uncharacterized. The record is from RefSeq and is a predicted model, not a curated record. The transcript has a single exon. The coding region runs from base 1 to 2025 and encodes 674 amino acids. NCBI's taxonomy places the organism in Eukaryota, Fungi, Ascomycota, Sordariomycetes, Hypocreales, Nectriaceae.
AUGCCUGCCUUCCGCUACCGUCCUGUUUUGUCUUCAGACAUCCGUUUACUUGAACUCGAUCCUGGAGACGCGAAAGACCCUCUCAAAGGUGCCAUCUUGUAUAGAACCUUCCUACCCGAAGAAAAGAUCCCAGAGUUCGAUGCCAUAUCGUAUUGUUGGGACGAUCAGUCUCAGCCUGUCUCCAUCGAAUUGACGCAAGAGCAACACAUGUAUAUGGAGCAAUCAUUCCAGGAUCAUACUGUAGGGAAGUUACGUAUUGGAAAGAAUUUGGCCGCAGCGUUGAAGGCUCUUCGAAAGUCUGAGAGAAAGCGAUUGAUAUGGUGCGACUCUAUCUGCAUAGAUCAGAACGAUCUCGGUGACCGUGCCGCUCAAGUUCAAAAGAUGCAUCAUAUAUACUACUACGCUGCGAGUGUAGUGGUAUGGCUAGGCCCGGAAACCUCUUGGAGUGUCCUAGCGAUGCAUACAUUGCGGUCAUGCGCCGACCUGGUCGAAUCGGUCACAAUGAACUACAGCAUCGUCCGGCAAAUGUUUAAAUUUAAAGAUCCAGUACAUGCGAAUGGAGGGCUCGCGAGAGAUGGACUACCGUUGGAUGUGGACCAGUGGCGGGCCUUCGAGGCAAUACUGGCCCUCAAUUGGCAUAAACGUUUGUGGACUCACCAAGAGGUCGUACUGGCAAACAAGCAAACAUGCAUCGUGAUGUUGGGUUUUGAAGAAAUAACUUGGAAGCAAUUCCACGACGCAGUUAGCGUUAUAUGUUUCCUCACAGGGCCCCCAUCCCAUGCCAUCAAUGAUGUCGCUGCAUAUAGUAAACACGUACAGAUUGUCGGAGACAGAUUGUUGGCUUGUGCGGACGACGUGAAAAAAAGCGAUAGCUGGCUAGGGGCCCUCUCUGGUACCGAGGCUCUCGAAUGUGGAGAUGACCGCGAUAGGAUAUACUCUCUACGCGGCCUUGUCGAACCAGAUGUCGCCGAGUCAAUUCAGGUAGACUACACCAAGUCCUUGAAACAGAUAUUCACUUCAGUAUGCCUCAAUGAAAUCAGGCGGCAGCGCAAUCUCGAGUUUCUGACACACUGCAACGCAGCUAGAAGCCCAAGCUGGGUAGCUGAUUUGGAGAGAACAUGGGGAGAUCUUACUGUGGAUUCUAACGCAGGAGGGAAUUCGUCACCUGCAGUAGAUCUUAUCGAGCCACAUAUAUUGGAAGUGGCAGGCAUAAUAUGCGAUGAAGUCUCUGAUGCACCUCAACCGCUUCGCUCUAAAGAGUUAGUUGAACCUAUUAGCGAAUUCCGUCAAAGGAUCGUUCAUACACUUCUGGCUCUGGUAGCUGAGGAAUCACUCCAAGAUGACUCGAUUCUGGACCAAUUGAUAAUGAUUCUUACCUACGGACAGGUGAGGGACUACAGCACACAAAGACUACAUCCUCCCAAAGUAUAUUCACUGCAUGGAUUAAAUGACUGGCGUAGAAAGAUACGACAGUGGAUAAACAGUGAAUAUUUGGAGGCAGAUGAUAUGCAGGAACCGUGGGAGAAAGACGGAGUGUAUUUGCGAAGCUUACCCAUUGGAGGAUCUACACAUGGCUGUGCAAAGACCUGUCGCGGAACCUUUAUUCGUGUUCCUAUGGAGGCUCGGAAGGGAGAUGUAGUCGCUGUACUUCUCGGCCUAUCUACAUCGAUCAUUUUACGGCCUCAAGCCAGAGAUAAUUCUUAUAUGGUCAUCGGUCCAGCUUAUCAUCCCGAUUUCUCAGCAGCUGAAGCCUUUCUCGGCAACGACUUUCACAGGUGGGAAAGGCUAUGGCAUCGCGAGUUUCUUUUGUAUGGUUUCGUCAAAGAAGGGAGCUCUAUCCGUUUCACAGACCCUCGACUGGAUGGUGUCCCCUAUAGUGAUGGAUCUGAGGAGACUUUACUUGAAGAUGGAAGUCCGUGCUGGGCCAGAGCUGGACACAAGGAAUUUUCGUCAAAAGACCCAAGGAUGACAGAAGCAGCACUGAAAGACAGGGGCGUUCCCAUACAGAGGUUUCAGCUGCUAUAA